This is a messenger RNA of Solea solea (common sole), 1418 nucleotides long. It is a transcript of the gene tspan36, whose product is annotated as tetraspanin 36. Gene Ontology annotation, biological process: regulation of vascular endothelial growth factor signaling pathway; protein localization to plasma membrane; protein maturation. Gene Ontology annotation, cellular component: membrane. The transcript is spliced from 7 exons. NCBI's taxonomy places the organism in Eukaryota, Metazoa, Chordata, Actinopteri, Pleuronectiformes, Soleidae. The coding region runs from base 111 to 848 and encodes 245 amino acids. The record is from RefSeq and is a predicted model, not a curated record.
CAAGCUGAAGAAACUUGUGACUUAGAGCAUCAGCAUCAGCGAGCAAGAUAAAAACUGGACGACUCCACUGUCCGUCUUCCAUCUCCUCCUCGUCGUCUCCAGCACUCAACAUGGACUGCGGGAUUUUAACAUCGAAGAGCGUCCUCCUCCUCCUCAGCUUGAUAUUCUGGGCGGCUGGAGCUGUGUUGGCGUACAUCGGCGCGUAUGUGAUCAGAAGCUACAGCAACUUUGACAGUUUCAUCCAGGACAGGUAUGCACUGGUCCCGGCUGUGAUCAUCAUUGCCGUCAGCGUGGUGAUGUUCGUCUUUGGUCUGGUGGGAUGCUGCUCCACGAUCCGGGAGUCUAAAAUCGGCCUCAGCUUUUUCUGUGUGAUCAUCUUGGUGAUAUUUGCAGCUGAAGUAGCUGCUUUGACAUUUGGCUUCAUCUACCAGGGCAAGAUCAGCGGAGACCUGGAGCGCUCUAUGACCGAUGCUCUAGCAAAGUAUGACGGACAGGGGACGGAGACUAAAAGUGUGGACUACUUGCAGAAUCAGUUGCAGUGCUGCGGAGUUAAAAAUUACACCAGCUGGUCCAACACGACCUGGUUUACCAGUCACAACAACACAGUUCCUCUGUCCUGCUGCAAAAACAUCACCACAGCGUGCACUGGCAGACUGGAUCAACCAGCUCUGCUUAACGUCGAGGGUUGUGAGGCCAAGCUGAAGAACCUCAUAGAGAGUGUGUGGGGCUACGCCAUGCUGGUCAUCCUGGGCUUUGCCAUCAUCAAGCUCUUUGGAAUGUUGAGUGUGUGUGUCAUCACCUGUAAAACCGGCAGCCGGAGAAGCGGCUACCAGUCGCUCCACGCCUGACAAGAACACCCUAACACCGCUGGCCACAAAUAAACACCGGGUGUCGUCUGAUGCUGCUGCGUACAGAAGCGUAUGCAGGUCAAACACGUGGGAACAUUUCUUUUUGAAAUAAUGGCCUAUAAAAUACACAGAUUCUGCUCAGACGAGAUCUAAAUAAAUACGUUUCCAUUGUUCUUCCUGCACUGCCACGGCCCAGAUAUGGGACAUUGUUUGGAUUUUUUUCCCCCCCCGUUUUUUGUGUUCUAUCUAAAGCUGACAUGAAAGGAGAGGAAAGAAAACUAUUUUUUGAGAUGUUACUUGUAAAUUUUCAUCGUGUUGAUACUCUUUUAAAGAACAUGAAUGUACCGUAAUAAUCAUUGAUUGUAAUUACUGUAAACACAGUUCGAGAAAUGUAAUGCCUUCUUUAGGAUUGCAUUAUUUUUAACCAACUGAAUCAAUGGGCACGCAAAAAUAUUGAUGUACUGUAAUAGUCAUUUAGAUGUAUUUAACUAUAGGUUGCAGUUCCACACAGUUUGGUGUUUGGUUAUGAUGUUUCUAAAUUAAAGGAAAAUGCUUCCUAGUUCACAAUAA